Messenger RNA from [Torrubiella] hemipterigena, 1751 nucleotides. The record is from the annotation of a GenBank genome assembly. Lineage: Eukaryota; Fungi; Ascomycota; Sordariomycetes; Hypocreales; Clavicipitaceae.
CACCGCAGCCUGAUUCUUGGGCAGCUACUCAGCGGUCGCAGCCGAGUUUUGUUUGCGCGUACCCCUAUUUGCGCCUUGCAUCUCGCAACCUUUUUUUUCCCCUGCCGUCUGAAUUCAAGUUGUUUAGGGCUCCAGACGUCGACAUUCGAAGGCUCUAGCCCCCAUAUAGGACUUCGUAUCGGUAUACUAGUUCCUGAAAUGGUGGCGCUUUUACACAGGCGGAUUGCCUACGCCGUCGCUGCGAUCGUGUUCGUCACCGUCGUAUUUCUCAGUCGAGACGUUGCAACGGAACAUGUCAAGAAUAUAAAUUGGAAUACAUCGACAGACUUCCUGCGCAAGGGCUCCGAAAAUAAAGAGAACGACAAACCAAAAGUACCCGAACCCUACGACAUUCACAACCCAUACAACGACUCGGCCGAGACUGCCAACAUUCCCGAAACGUCAAAUCAAAACAAAAUCGAUACUCAGGCGUCGAAUAAUGACAACAGCAUUAAUAGCAUCAAGAAUGCCACAUUCGGUUUUGAGCACAUCUUCGUUGUCGGUCUACCCUCUCGCUCGGAUCGCCGUGAUGGCAUGGCACUGGGCGCGGGUUUGACCGGAGUACAGAUUGAAUUCAUUGACGGCAUUGCUGGUUCCGACAUUACCGAGAAGGCUAUCAUACUGCCCCAAGAAGGCAAGGCUAUUGAGGGUGGUAGCCUUGGUGCCUGGCGUGCGCAUAUCAACGCUAUCCGAGAAGUUGUGAUGCGAAACCUUACCACAGCUCUCAUCAUGGAAGACGAUAUAGAUUGGGAUGUUCGAAUCAAGCGACAGCUUCGGGACUUCGCACUGUCGAGUCGCGCUCUUCUUCAGCCACUACGUGAUUCGGACGGAUACGCCGACCCAUCCUAUCCAUACAAAACAGCGAAGAGCCCAAAGAAAACUGUCAACUUGAAAUUCAGCGAAUUACCUCCGACAAAAGACCCAAUCACGACACCGUACGGCGAUAAGUGGGAUGCCUUCUGGCUUGGCAAUUGUGGCAUGGCUUUUCCCGAUGACAAGAAUGCGUUCAUUUCCAGGGGACGCGUAACCUACGAAAACGACGAAACGGUGCCUGCAAAGAAAUUCAUGGACAAAGCCAACCUCCCCCAGCUCCUAGAACAAUACCCUGAUCACACCCGCGUUGUUCACCACUCCCAAGGUGGCAUCUGCAGUCUGGCUUAUGCGGUCACUCAACGUGGUGCUCAAAAAAUGCUUUACGAGCUGGCUCUCAAGCCCGUCACUAGACCAUUUGACUUGAUGCUCAAUGCUUUCUGCGGCGGCGAUCUCGGGGGUGAGGACCACAACUGUCUUGCCGUUUCGCCACCAAUAUUCAAUCACCAUCGACCAGCAGGGAACAUGAAUUCAGAGAGUGAUAUUUCGCCACAUGGAGAGAACUAUCGAGCGGAACCCAUGACAGAUUUGGUAAGGUGGGCUGUCCGAGUAAAUGCAGCGAAGUUGCUCAGGGGGGAGCAGAAUUUCGUAGAUGCGUUCCCUGAUGAUAAGGAAUAAGUAAAUUUGUAUCUGAAGUCACAUUAUAAAAUCGUUAAUAUUUGCUGUUAUUCCAAACAAUUGAAUAGUUUAGCUAAGUAGAUAAUCCGGCGGUGCGAGAGCAUAGCUGGAUUCUUUUACGUAAAGAUGCCUCCGAUGCUGUAUUAAUAUCACAUACUCAGUGUUACAAACCAAUCAGGGACGAGGGGUCGCGCCAACGGGCCGCCCCUCCGACAUGACAUAAG